This is a messenger RNA of Coniosporium apollinis CBS 100218, 2664 nucleotides long. RefSeq names its product CMGC/DYRK/YAK protein kinase. NCBI's taxonomy places the organism in Eukaryota, Fungi, Ascomycota, Dothideomycetes. The transcript has 6 exons. Gene Ontology annotation, cellular component: cytoplasm; nucleus. Bases 1 to 2664 code for a protein of 887 amino acids. Gene Ontology annotation, biological process: peptidyl-threonine phosphorylation; peptidyl-serine phosphorylation. The record is from RefSeq and is a predicted model, not a curated record. Gene Ontology annotation, molecular function: protein serine/threonine kinase activity; protein tyrosine kinase activity; ATP binding.
AUGGAUCCUCAAUGGGGCUCCUUUGUCGACAGUCCUUCCUCCAGCCGGCAGGCGCGGUAUGCACCUCACAAUCCCCCCACCGCUCAACACCCGCACCGAGACGCCAAUGGGCCUACGCCAGUAAAGCAAGAGGCUUUCCAGUCGCCUUCCAUCGUCUCGCGAGCAGCAUCCAUGGCAAUCUCGUCGCCGCCAGCAGCGCAGAGUCGGGCAUCCGAGUACAACGGUGACGGUGAUGGGGAUGUCCCGAUGGAGGACGCUGAUCCAUACAACAAGCCGAAGUAUCCUUCACGUCCCAAUCACCAACAUAGGCACUCGUCGCAGUUCAUUCAGCAAGAAGACUCGGCCGCUGCCCGGAGGUAUUCACCCAUGAACCUUUCACCCUCGUCGCCCUACGGCGCAACUCCUCAGCAAUCAAGUCAGCCCACCUACAGUAGCUAUACCCCACAGACGCAGGGCUCACGUCAGUCUCCCACCCGCAACAAUCCGUACAUGUCGCCUCCUCAAAGCUACUAUUCUCCUCCAACUCUUACAGCAACCCGCGCCCACGCCUCACAAUUACCACCUAUCCAGUCUAACAUGAGCCCUGAAAGCUACUACCCCCAGUCCGCGACUGCGCAGCUGAACGCGCUGUACGGUCGAGAAGCAAGAUCUCCUAGACAUCCGCAAGCCCCAACCUCCCAACCGCAAACGUCUCGUGGUGCUGUGCCUCGCUUUACCAAAUGUCACAACAUCAGCGACCUCGAGCCAAAGGUGAACAAGCAACCGCCAUUCCGCCGCGCAAACCCUGAGGGUGGCUUCCUCAGCCCGCUUCAAGCUCUGACGACGCACUUGCCCGCUACCUACAGAAUCUGCAAUCCGAACUUCAAAUACGAAUCGUCUCGCAACCCGCGUCGAGUUUUGACCAAACCGAGCAAAGGCGUGAAGAACGAUGGCUACGACAACGAAGACAGCGACUACAUUCUCUACGUCAACGACAUCUUGGGCUCUGAAGAAGCGGGCCACAAGAACCGAUACCUCAUCCUAGAUGUCCUAGGCCAGGGCACUUUCGGUCAGGUCGUCAAGUGCCAAAACCUACGGACUCAGGAGGUUGUUGCGGUGAAGGUUAUCAAGAAUCGGACGGCAUACUUCAACCAAAGCAUGAUGGAAGUGUCAGUGCUUGAUCUGUUAAACAAACAAAUGGACAAGAACGAUGAUCAUCAUCUCCUGCGCCUCAAAGAUACAUUCAUCCACCGGCAGCAUCUGUGCUUGGUGUUUGAGCUGCUCAGUGUCAACUUGUACGAGCUGAUCAAGCAGAACCAAUUCCGAGGUCUCAGCACAACCCUAGUGCGGGUCUUCGCACAGCAACUGCUUAAUGGCUUGGCAUUGUUAGGCAAGGCGAAACUGAUACACUGUGACUUGAAGCCCGAAAACAUCUUGUUGAAAAACCUUGAGAGCCCUAUCAUCAAGAUCAUCGACUUUGGUUCGGCCUGCGAUGAGCGACAAACUGUCUACACUUACAUUCAGUCGAGGUUCUACCGAUCCCCGGAGGUGUUGCUUGGAUUACCCUACUCUGCCGCAAUCGACGUGUGGUCAUUGGGAUGCAUAGUGGUAGAGCUGUUCCUCGGUCUCCCGCUGUUCCCAGGGUCCUCCGAGUACAACCAGGUUGCACGGAUAACAGAGAUGCUCGGCCUACCUCCGACCUGGAUGUUGGAGAUGGGCAAGCAGUCUGGCGAAUUCUUUGAGAAGACCCAAGACGACUUUGGCAGACGGACGUAUCGACUCAAGAGCAUGGAGCAAUACUCGCGGGAGCACGGUACGAAAGAGCAGCCAAGCAAGAAGUACUUCUCGGCGACUACAUUGCCUGAGAUCAUCAAAAACUACCCAAUGCCGCGGAAAAACAUGAAGCCGGCGGAGAUUGAGCGAGAAAUGGCAAACCGAACGGCAUUCAUCGAUUUCGCACAAGGAUUACUCAACCUGAAUCCUCUAGAACGGUGGACGCCGAAUCAAGCGAAGCUCCACCCGUUCAUUACUCAGCAGAAGUACACAGGACCUUUCGUGCCGCCGAUGAUGUAUAAGUCCGGAUCCAGCCGAUCGCCUGCACCCGGCGUGCAAGAGCAGCAGCGGGCAGAAGCCCUGAGCAAGCAACGCGCACAACAAGCUGCUCAAGCGCAGGCCCAAAGCGCUGCCUACGCAAACAUGCAGAUGAGCCAGUACGCCCAAAGCCCACACGUCCAGAGUCCCGCUGCGUACAACAGCAUGUACAGCCCGAACCACCAAGGGGCUCCACCGCCCUAUCCGGCUCAAACUGGCUACGGACAGCAGCUGGGUGUGGUUCAGCAGGGACAAACUCCUCGGUACAACGCUCAGCCGAAUCUAUAUGCCCAAGCAACGACGCGAGCAGGUCGCCAAAGGGCUUCGACCGUAGAUCAGCAGCAGAGCGGCAUUCCACCAGCGUUGCAGCGGGUGAUUAGCCACCUGGAUCCGAAUGCCCCGAUCAGAUUGCAGCCGAGUCCAGCGUACUAUCCUCCGCCGCCCGAAGGUGCCGCUGAUUCAACCUCGGCGAGUGCUAGGAGGCGUGACAGUCGAGCUAGAGGGAAUCGCGCAACAGGCAACCGAGACUUCAUCCGGAAUCUGGAAGACCGCACGCUGGAAGAAGGUUACAUGAGCCAGUCAGGAUGGCACUGA